UCCUGGUCGUCCUGGGCUUCCACAGGCGGCGACCCGAAGCCGUCGGAGGCUGAAGGGCCAUGGCUGCUGCGGGAUCUGUGAGGGCGGCGUUGCAGGUGGCGGAAGUGCUAGAAACCGUCGUGAGCUGCUGCUUGGGGCCCGAAGGACGGCAAGUUCUGUGUACCAAGCCCACUGGCGAGGUGCUGCUCAGCCGGGAUGGCGGCCGCCUCCUGAAGGCGCUACACUUAGAGCAUCCCAUAGCCAGGAUGAUGGUGGCAUGUGUUUCCAGUCAUCUAAGAAAAACAGGAGAUGGUGCUAAAACAUUUAUUAUCUAUCUUUGCCAUUUACUCAGAGAACUUCAUGCAAUCACAGACAAGGAAAAGGAUUCUUUCUUUUCUGAAAAUAUUCAAACCCAUGGAAGGCACUGGAAAAAGUGUUGUCAGUGGAAGUUUAUUUCCCAAGCUCUUCUAACAUUUCAGACACAAAUAUUAGACUACGUUAUGGACCAUUACUUAAGUAGACACUUUCUGUCCAUCUUUUCUUCAUCCACCAAAGAGAGACCAUUGUGUAGGAGCUCUUUAGAGAUGCUCUUAGGAGCAUACUUUUGUGGAAGAGUGGGAAGAAAUAAUCACAACUUUGUAUCACAGUUGAUGUGUGACUACUUUUUCAAGUGUACAGCUUGUGAAAGUGGGUUUGAAGAAGUACUUGAGUUAGUGGAUGACUGUUUUGUCGAGUUGAAAGUUGGUGUCACCGGCCUUCCUGUUUCCGAUUCCAGGAUCAUAGCUGGGCUUGUGCUUCCCAGAGACUUUUCUGUGUACUGUCCAGCAGACGGUGACAUAAGAAUAGUGAUAGUAAUAGAAACCAUUCAGCCUCUUUUUUCAACUUCUGGGUCAGAGUUUAUUCUAAAUUCAGAAGCACAGUUUCGGACAUCUCAAUUUUGGAUUACAGAAAGGACAAAAGCAAUAAUGAAAUAUUUACAGAAGCAGAAUGUAAAAUUGCUCCUAUCUACUGUGAAACAACCAGACUUAGUAAUUUAUUGUGCAGGACUGAAUGGCAUAUCCGUGGUGGAGUGUUUAUCAUCUGAAGAACUUUCUCUUAUCCAGAGAGUCACUGGUCUCGCUCCCUUUGUACUACCACAGGCCUCUUCUCAGUAUGAACUCUCUAACACUGCUAUGGUGAAGUUUUGUAAGCCCUUUAUUCUUAGAUCCAAAAGGUAUGUUCAUCUUGGCUUGAUUAGCACAUGUUCGUUUACACCACACUGUGUAGUUCUUUGUGGUCCAGUGCAGGGUCUUGUUGAACAACAUGAGGAUGCUUUACGUGGGGCAUUUAAAAUGCUUCGGCAAUUAUUUAAAGACCUUGAUCUAAAUUAUGUGACACAAGCCAGUGACCAAAAUUGUACUUCAAGUCCUCUUAUUUAUAAGAAUAGUAGAGAAAGUAAUGACUUACCAGAAAUUGUUAAUGGCUCAAUACAAAGGCCAUCUCAGGACACAGUUGUAAAGAACAAAGAUGAACUGGCAAAAACUCAAACAUAUUUAAAAGCAUAUUCAAAUUUGGUAGUUCCAAGUGUAGAAUUAGAAACAAAUAUAUUGUGUUCAACACCAACAGUGACACUAACAGAUACAUACCAGACAGAUGCAACACUGAGAUGUUUCUCUCCAGACAAAGCCAGGAUAAUGGACGACCAUGAACCAUUUAUUGAGAGGAAUUCUGCUAACUCAACAGAAAAUACUAGAAAAGAAAUUUCUUAUGAACAUUUACAGGUCACAAAAAAUGCUAGAAAAGGGAGCAUAUUACCAGUGAGAGAUAAGUCACUAGAGAUGUGUACUUCCCAGAGUUACUGUUUCUCAUCUGUACCAGCUGGUUGUGUUUUGCCAGUGGGUGGUAAUUUUGAGAUCUUGUUGCAUUACUAUCUUCUCAGCUAUGCCAAAAAAUGCCAGCAAUCAGAAGAAACCAUGGUUAGUAUGAUAAUAGCUAAUGCAGUUUUAGGCAUUCCCAAAAUCUUGUGUAAGUCUAAGAAAGGAAAUUACAGCUUUCCACAAAUAUAUAUAAGAGCUCUCCAUGCACUGCAAACCAAUCAACCCAUGAUAAGCAACCAGACAGGUUUGGAAUCAGUUGCUGGUAAAUACCAGUUACUAACUUCAGUUCUUCAGUGUUUGACAAACAUUUUAACCAUUGACUUGGUAAUCAAUAUUAAGAGACAACCUCAGGAAAUUUAUGAUCAAGAUUCAGAAGAGGAACUAUAAAAUUGGACGCUUUUUAUUAACCAAAGUUUUAAUCCAGCUCAAGCCAUAAAGCAAGGCAGGCAUGUGACCACUGAUUUUCAAGUUAAUUCAGUUUAGUUAGGAAAACAGCGUAACUUAAAAAGUCUUUAGAAGUACACAAGGCCAGCACACAUUCAGACACAAAUAUUAGAGACUACAUUAUGGCACAAUUCUGAGGAGGAAUCCUGGAUGGGUGAAGCCAAGAUCUGAGUAAGUGUAUCUUUUUUCCCCCUCAGUAUCCCUGUGUCUCUGCUGUGUGUUAGUCUCUGCGUUUGGGAGAAGGUAUUUCCUUAUAGCCCCUUUUUACUUUUCUGUAUCUUUUUUCACUCUUCAUCCCUUCUCCCUUGCCUUUCUGUACCUAGUUAAUAGAGUAAUUUAAUCUCAGAUUUGGAUGUGGUCUUGAAAUGCCAUCCUACUUUAAUUGUUUAUAAUAUAAAACAUUAUUUGCUUUAUUUAAAAUGAUUUAUUUUCCCUACUCAUAAUUUCUAUAGCAGUGAGUAAAAGGCUCAUUUUCUUUUUCUCAAACAGUGUGUGAGUAAAAUUGGUU
Mesoplodon densirostris (Blainville's beaked whale) is the source of this 2787-nucleotide messenger RNA. It is a transcript of the gene BBS10, whose product is annotated as Bardet-Biedl syndrome 10. The transcript has 2 exons. The coding region runs from base 60 to 2222 and encodes 720 amino acids. Gene Ontology annotation, molecular function: ATP binding. Gene Ontology annotation, biological process: chaperone-mediated protein complex assembly. The record is from RefSeq and is a predicted model, not a curated record. Lineage: Eukaryota; Metazoa; Chordata; Mammalia; Artiodactyla; Ziphiidae.